This is a messenger RNA of Coprinopsis cinerea okayama7#130, 2985 nucleotides long. Its product is annotated as GTPase activating protein. The record is from RefSeq and is a predicted model, not a curated record. Lineage: Eukaryota; Fungi; Basidiomycota; Agaricomycetes; Agaricales; Psathyrellaceae. Bases 97 to 2985 code for a protein of 962 amino acids. The transcript has 15 exons. Gene Ontology annotation, molecular function: calcium ion binding.
CCCAGUCAACCGUCUCACACCGAUAUAGAACCCUGGACAUAUACAUUGACGAUACAACGACCAUAAUCUGUGACGACCUAACCAUCGCCGACCAGGAUGGCAACGAUCUCGACGGCCCUCCGCCAUUUCAAGGAGCCAACCAAGGAACAGUUAACUGAGAUAUUCUUCUCGAUCCCCCCUUCGAAGGAUAAGGACAAGGACAAGGGAGAGAAGGAUGGAGAGGAGCUUGAGAAGAUGGACAUUAACGCGGUGUUGACUGUAGCUGAGGCAGACGAGGAUUCCUAUGCAGGGAAACUGCAUAUCAUGCCGCCUUAUCUGGCGUUCACGUCUGUGGACCGCAAGAGUCUCCGGUUCACGAUCCCGCUGUCCACGAUUCGGAGGGUGGAACGACUGAAUGCGCGGGCGGGAGUCUACGCGCUAGCGUUGUUGACCUGGCAUGGCAUGAAGCUCGUCGUGCAACUUACAUCGUUGCGUCCUACGGCUGAUCUGUUCUGUGGACUAUUGCGGGAUGCGCUCAAGGUCGAACUCCAGAAGGGCCAGAUGAAGCUGGUCAAGUCCUUCGUCAAGACUUGCUACUCGGAGGUGCUGGUAUCCGAGUCCAUGUCAGAGAAGGAUUCCAUGACCGAACGGGAACGGGAGGAUGGAAGUCUGGUCGAGGGUAGUUCUGACGGCGUUCAUUACCUUGGGGGAUUGGGACUCAAGUUCAAGUUUCCUGGAGAUCCAAAGAAACUACGGGAGACGUCCAAGAUCAAGAUGUGGACCAAGUAUUUGAAGACUCACGGACGCAACCUCACGCUUCUACGAUAUCCUCAAUACACCCGGCUUGUACAAGUCGGCCUUCCGAACCGCCUUCGUGGAGAGAUGUGGGAGGUAUUGUCCGGCUCAAUUUAUCUUCGCUUCGCCAACCCUGGAUACUACCAACGUCUUCUUGAAGAAAACAAGGGCCGCACAACAACGAGUACCGAAGAUAUUGAGAAGGACCUCCAUCGCAGUUUGCCCGAAUACUCUGGUUAUCAAAGUGAGGAAGGUAUCUCUGCCUUGAGGAACGUCCUGCAGGCCUAUUCGUUCAAGAACCCUGAGCUGGGCUAUUGUCAAGCCAUGAACAUCCUUGCGGCUGCUAUCCUGAUAUACAUGUCAGAAGAGCAGGCCUUCUGGCUCCUCGAGGUGCUGUGUGACCGACUACUACCCGGUUAUUACGCACCUUCCAUGCAUGGAACGAUGUUGGAUCAGCGGGUGUUUGAGUCGCUCGUGCAACGGUGUCUUCCCAUAAUUCACGAACACUUCCAACUGGUAGAUGUCCAACUUUCUGUCGCUUCAUUACCAUGGUUCCUCAGCUUGUUCAUCAACAGUAUGCCCAUGGUCUUUGCCUUCCGAAUCGUGGACUGCUUCUUCUGUAUGGGGCCCAAAGUACUAUUCCAAGUUGGGUUCACUGAUCUCCCACCCAGGCUUGCCAUUUUGAAAAUCAAUGGCGAGAAGCUCCUCCAAAUAACAGAUGACGGCGGUUUCUUGAAUCUCAUGCGGGAUUACUUCGCUUCCCUGGGAGAGUCCGCCCAUCCAACCUCAGAGGACCCUCGUGCCCGAGCAAUCACGAACUUCCAAGAGCUCCUCCUCGUCUCCUUCCGAGAAUUCUCGGUGAUUACGGACGAGACAAUCCAAUCUGAACGCAGGCGUUAUCGUAGCGAAAUCAUCCACAGCAUCGAAUCUUUCUCCAAACGCUCGGCCAUCCGCAACCUAAAGAGCUUCGGUCGUUUCUCGAAGGAGCAAGUUGGAUUCAUUUAUGAUGCGCUAUACAAAGCAAUGUGUCUUGUCCCUCCACCGCCAGCCGCAGCACCACCGCCUACGCUCUUUACCACUGGUGAAGGCAAUGAGGCUAAACCCGAGACUAGAAUCGAACUUCGGACAUUCCGGCAAUUCUUGAGUGAGAUUGCCACAUGGGCGAGAGAUGAGAAGAUUGUUAUGAACGGGUUCCAGCCGAGCACGAGUUCAUUGACCGGUUGUUCUUUUUCUGGGACACUUCGUGUCGAGGCGGGCUUUCUUUCCAGGCGAGUAGUUGUUUCUUCGACUCCUAUUCGCACCAGAGGGGCUGAUGCUUUCUUUCAGGAUCUCGUUUCUGGGCUGGAUGGCGUCAUGUUCAAUGACUUGAUGGAGAAUAUCGAAUGGUUCUUCAAUCUGCAUGACAAGAACAAGGAUGGCUACUUGACGAAGGACGAGGUCCUUACCCUGUCAGAAUCAUUACUGUUCAUCUUCAGGUUUGAGGUCGGCGACGCCUACUUGGGCGCGGUCAGCAGGUUUAUGAGUAACGCUUUUGAGUACGGCGAUGCGCUCCUACCACGGCCCGAGAACUGGGAUUCGGAUGACCCACCACACAUCGAGUCCAAUCAACCCUACCUCAACCUUGCGACAUUCCGUAUGGUGGUGCUGGCAGAUGAGGUCCUCGAGUCGUUUUUCGAAACCGAUUUCUCUGGGUCAUUCAAGCUGGUCCCCCUCCCCGAAAUGGAACUGCCCAUUUCAAGCAGCGGUCUUCUGGGCGACCUAUGGUCGUCUAUUGCCACAGAUACCAAUAAGAAGAUGUUUAACAUGUUCACUGACGAACUGGGCAAGACUAUCGGCAAACACCAGGUCAUCCACAAACCAUCCAUUGGUCGAUACACCAAGCUGGAUGAACCCAAAGCCCGUGAAUCGCUGCUCACCCCAUCGAUGCGCAAGUCUGCAUCCAAGUCGAGUCUCAGAUCUACAUCCGAGUCGUCCCCUACAGCAUCGACGUCGACGACAGCCAACGCACCUUCUCAUCCGUCCCUGGCGGUCAACAUCCCCACUGCCUCACAGACCAAGAACUUGCCCAACGUUCCCGAGAGCGGUAGCCUAUCGGCGAUGCCAAUGCUCAAGGUUGCACAGCAUGCUGCGAUGAUGGAGAGGACGCCGUUUGCUAUUGAUAACGCUGAGGAUGAUGAGGAUGAAGAUAGUGAUGACUACGGUCUUGGAUGA